Molecule: messenger RNA, 6625 nt
Organism: Doryrhamphus excisus (bluestripe pipefish)
Lineage: Eukaryota; Metazoa; Chordata; Actinopteri; Syngnathiformes; Syngnathidae
Gene: arnt2
Product: aryl-hydrocarbon receptor nuclear translocator 2
Biological process (GO): regulation of DNA-templated transcription
Cellular component (GO): cytoplasm; nucleus; transcription regulator complex
Molecular function (GO): DNA-binding transcription factor activity; protein dimerization activity
Source: RefSeq, a predicted model, not a curated record
AAUGGCCACCAUGACUUAACAUCUGGGAUGUCAGCAAGUCAUUUUUGGUUCUGAUUCAAACCCCUUGAUGGUCCCUGAAGUGUGAAAAUGAUCUUAGCAAAGUAUACUGAGGGUCAAAAGAAAAUUUGAGACCAUAUUUUUCAACUUAAUUUUUAGUUUGAAGCCCUAAGCUGGAUUUUUAAAAUCAUUUGUUUUGGAUAUUGGCAUACAGAAACAAAAAUCAAUUCAAAGAAAAAUUUCAAAACAACAAUUAACAAAAAGAAAAUGGCACCUGCCAAAGACAAAAUCACAACAAAUGAGGCAUUACUGAAGGGCAAACAACUCUUAUCAGCGUGGUCCUUGUCCUCCUUGCUAAUAUUCUGACCCAAAGUAGACAUGCUUCAAUUUGUGUGUGUCAGUAAACACAAACGGGACACAAGUGGCCCCACCGGCCCCUGGGCUAGACUUUGGACUCACUAGUUUUAUAGAUCGGUACAUGACAGUAGCAUGUUUUUAUUCACGGAUUCAUCAGCAGUUUGACAAACGAUGUCAAAGGUAUCGUGCUGGAGUUAUAUGUAGGUUAUCACAUGGUUUGUCUGGUAUCAGGCCAGGUAUCAUGCCCCCAAGUGUCAGUAUCACCCCGAGACCGCUGAUACUGACACUUGGGGGCAUGAUCCUGGGCCUGAUAACAGACAAACCAUGUGAUGAUCUUAUUAUCACAUUCUAUUUAAUCAUGAGCUUAUUAUCACGUACUAUUUAAUCAAAAGACCAUUUUGUUUCCAGAAAAUGUUCCGUUUAUUACAUGUAUUAUAUCUAAACAGUGUAAACACAAUAAUUGCAAAAAUAUUUCAACAAUAAUAUUUUAUCAACAGUCUUAUCUUAUCAAUGUCUGACAAUUAAAGUUCCAUUAAUCAAGUUUGGGUUUUUUGGUGACUGGAGAAGCACUAGGAAUAUUUAUAGUGUGUGUUCACGCUUGUGCGCUGUUCUCUGAUUGUUUCACGGGCACGAUACCAAAGCAGCGCGCUCUGAGUGGACAGCUACAGGGGCUGAUACUGGACAUGGUUAAACUCUAUAUUUUAUCAGUAUCACUGCCCUGGGCUUUGACACAGUAUCAUUUCGGCCUUUUCCUGUAUCAUUCAUGGGCGGUUUCUAAGGUACAGGGACAAUUAAUACUGUAGUAUGUGAUAAUGAAUGGUAUUCCACUGUAAUUGUAGUGAAUGUUGGCACAUAACUGUAAUGUAAGUUUGUGUAUCGGGACACGUUUUUUACAAAAAUGAGCAACACUGACUCUUGUAUGUGAAAAGGCUGAAGGAGACAGUAAAGCGGAGGUGAAAGAGUGAAAGCAGUCAGAGUUCAGCUAUCAAGGUAAAUUCAAUCUGUUUGACAUUCUCCGAGUGUUGAGGCAUCCUCAUUACCAUAAUGUGGUGUAUCUACCUUCAUCAUGACCUUUAAAACCCUGCGGACUCGUCAAUGUAACCUUGACUUCAACCCACGACUAGAUAUUUUUAUCUCUGUACAAUUUAGCCGGUUUUGUCACACUGAGAGUUGGUGAAUUGUGAACGGUUUCCUGGUGGAUGAGCACUGAAAGGCCUUCGGUAGGACCUCAUUGAAUGGGAAAUCGAACACAAUGUGAGCUACCAGUUCCAGUCUUUUCUUUAAUUCUUCUUUGUCGACUUGUUGCAGUCCAUGUACAGUGGGGAAAAUAAGUAUUUGAUCUUUGACCAAACGCCAGACCACAUGUUUCCAUGGAACGAACAAAUGAGCCCUGUCCCUUUAAGAAAGUACUCCUAAUUUCAACUCAUUAUGUGGAUUAAACACACCUGUCACACAAACAUGCUUGCAUUCAAACCUCUGCAACACCAUGGGCAAGACCAAAGAGCUGUCAAAGGACCUCAGGGACAUACAUGGAGGUUGGUGCUUGUUAGCGGAUGAGAGGCGGAUCUAGCGAAGCUAGCGUGCCAAGCCUGCGGUGUUUGGAGGCUGUGUGGCCGGACUGUGUGCUCCUUCUUCUGCGUCAUCCACACCGCUGACGCCGCUUCUUCUCCCCGACCACCAUCAUGGCGACUCCCGCCGCCGUCAAUCCGUCGGAGAUGGCCAACGAGCUGCCUGGGACAGUCGCGAUGCCGGGUGCAGUUGGGUCGGGUCCAGUAAGGAUGGGAGGUGCCAUGCCAGGCAGAGGAGGAAAGAGAAGAUCAGGAGGAAUGGACUUUGAUGACGAGGACGGAGAGGGACCAAGCAAAUUUUCAAGGUAUGAUGAUGAUCAGAUACCUGGUGGGGAUAAGGAGAGAUACGCCAGAGAAAACCACAGUGAGAUCGAACGACGCCGACGCAAUAAAAUGACCCAGUACAUCACCGAGCUGUCAGACAUGGUCCCCACCUGCAGUGCACUGGCCCGUAAACCAGACAAGUUGACCAUUCUGCGCAUGGCAGUGUCUCAUAUGAAGUCAAUGCGUGGUACCGGAAACACGUCUACGGAUGGAGCCUAUAAGCCCUCCUUUCUCACUGAACAGGAGUUGAAACAUCUCAUUUUGGAGGCUGCAGAUGGGUUCUUGUUUGUCGUGGCAGCAGAGACGGGACGCGUGAUCUACGUCUCUGACUCAGUGACACCGGUGUUGAACCACCCCCAGUCAGAGUGGUUUGGCAGCACUCUAUAUGAACAGGUCCACCCGGAUGAUGUGGACAAGCUAAGGGAACAGCUCAGCACCUCAGAAAACUCCAUGACAGGACGGAUUCUGGAUCUGAAGACAGGAACCGUGAAGAAGGAGGGACAACAGUCCUCCAUGAGAAUGUGCAUGGGCUCCCGGCGCUCCUUCAUCUGCCGCAUGAGGUGUGGCAGUGCUCCUCUGGAUCACAUCUCACUAAACCGUCUGUCUAAUAUGAGGAAGCGAUACAGGAAUGGCCUUGGCCCGUCGAAGGAAGGAGAGGCUCAGUACUCUGUGGUUCAUUGCACUGGCUAUAUCAAGGCAUGGCCCCCUGCAGGUAUGACAGUACCAGAUGAGGACACAGAGGCAGGCCAGACUGGGAAGUACUGCCUCGUGGCCAUUGGAAGACUGCAGGUGACAAGCUCGCCAGUCUCCAUGGAUAUGAACGGCCUCGCCGUACCCACAGAGUUCUUGUCACGCCACAACUCCGAUGGCGUCGUCACAUUUGUGGACCCGCGCUGCAUCAAUGUCAUUGGUUAUCAGCCUCAGGACCUGUUGGGGAAAGACAUUCUGGAGUUUUGCCACCCCGAGGACCAGAGUCACCUGAGAGAAAGCUUUCAACAGGUGGUGAAGCUAAAGGGUCAAGUUCUGUCGGUGAUGUACCGUUUCCGCAUGAAAAACAGAGAGUGGAUGCUGAUCCGAACCAGCAGUUUUACCUUCCAGAACCCCUACUCUGAUGAGAUCGAGUAUAUCAUCUGCACCAACACAAAUGUCAAACAGCUUCAGCAGCAGCAGGCGGAGCUAGAAGUUCACCAGAGAGAUGGACUGACUGCCUAUGAUCUUUCCCAGGUUCCUGUGGCCAACGUGAACAGUGGCGUCCAUGAGGCUGGGAAGAACAUUGACAAACCAGAAGCUCUUUUCUCCCAGGAGAGAGACCCACGCUUUGCUGAAAUGUACACCAACAUCUCCGGAUCUGGAGACAAGAAGAUGAUGGUUCCCUCCUCGACAGCGGGAGGACAGCAGCUCUAUUCCCAGAGCUCUCCAUUCCAGCAGGGACACACUGGCAAAACCUUUAGUUCCUCUGUGAUCCACGUCCCAGGUGUAAAUGACAUCCAAGCAUCAAGUUCAUCCAAUCAGAAUCUUGCUCAGAUCUCAAGACAACUGAACCCAGGCCAGGUGUCUUGGUCAGGCAACCGACCCCCCUUCUCUGGACAGUCCAGUAAAGCCCAGUCCAGUCCAUUUGGUAUCGGUGCGGGACACAGCUACCAGACCGAUGCAGCCUCUUACAGUCCGCUCUCAUCCCCAGCGACCUCCUCUCCCAGCGGCAACGCCUACUCAGGACUGACGAACCGCAGCACAGCUUUUGACGUGUCAGGAGAGAGCAGCCAGACUGGAGCUCAGUUUCAGGGUCGACCCAGUGAAGUCUGGUCCCAGUGGCAGAAUCAGCAUCACUCCCAACAAGCUGGGGAGCAGCACACACACCCCAACCCCAGCCAGACUGAAGUCUUCCAGGACAUGCUACCCAUGGCUGGAGAUCCCACCCAGGGAACGGCCAACUACAACAUCGAGGACUUUGCCGACCUCGGCAUGUUCCCACCUUUCUCUGAGUAAAAGCCGCCCUCCGCUCUUCCUCCUCCUUCGCUACAGGAAGCGGACUGACGUUUGCACCCAUCACGUGGCAUUUUUCUUUGGCUUGGCGGCCACCGGCUCACAUCUGAAUGUCGGCUUGAACCCAUCCAGCAUGCACACAACAAUGCGCUUGUGUCAACAUACCUCAUCACUGAAAGACGAGUCAGAUGGACGCUACCUCAGUCAACGUGCAACACUUUAUCCCCCGCCCCCCGUGGAUGCUGCAGUGUCUCAAAUGGAAUACUCGUGUCGGUGCACUUCACUAAGUACUCCGUGUACUUAGUUCUUGAGUGUGUAUUGCUGGCCUUGCAAUAUUUACCCACUUCAUCUCCGUCCCUCCUUUUCAAUGCUCAAUUGGAACCAUGCCGCUUAGCUACAUCGCCAAGAUGGUGACUAUUGAGGCUGGUAAGCGUCCAUUACUGUAAAUACGCAAGUGCACCAAUUGAGACACAGAAAUGUCUUAACAUCUUCAAAGACACUUAGUGUACUUUUACCAGAGGAGGUCAUCUCAUCUCAUGGUACUUUCAUACUUCUCCGACGUCUCCUCCCAGGUAGCCCGCAACCACUUAAUUGGCCCUUUGCGUAUGAAAGUGGCUUGUAUCAGAUCGUCAACAAGUAUUAAAUAUAAUACAUUUUAUAAAUAUACACAAAAGUACAUGAUGUAUUCUGGAAUAAUAUCAUUAACGUUGAAGUUAUGGUUAAAACUAUUUAAAAAAAACAACCUUAAAAUGCAUUCAUAUUCAUCGGGAAUUAUUUGAUUUAAAAACAACCUCUUUCUUAUUUAGUUUCAUUGCUUCUGCAAAUAUGACCGCUUUGCAUAGUUUGACCCUCAUUGGUUUGGAUUGAAGGAAUAAAAUGCUAAAGAAUAAUCAAUAUCAAUAACCAUGUAAUAUGAAAUACAUUUUUAAAUUAAUAAAUACUAAACUAGUACGUUCAUAUUUUUUUUUUCAAUUAAUAAAAUCCCAAAAAAAAUUAAGAAGGGCCUCGUCCCUCGCCACUUCACACUUUGAUUCUAUCUGAAAUGUUUAAAAAUAUAUUAAUCAUGAUGUUUUGUCGUUGAAUACGUAAAAGAAAAAGUAAAAAGAAAUGCAUAUUCACUUAUCAUAAUUGGGCCUGGAGCCAAUAAACUGCCAGAAAUGAUAGAUGUGAAUUAAUAGAUUGAAGAAAAAACAUUUUUAUUUAUGUGUUAAAAUUACUGUUGUAUUUUAUUCAUUUUUAACUAACUUUUAAAUGAGUUAAUGUAUUGUAAAGUCAUUCAUUUACUGUAAAUAAUAUACAAUGAAAAUCAUUUAAAAAUUGAUAAAAAUGCAAUAAAGAAUUGUUAAUUUAAUAUUGAGAAAAUUAUGAAUACGUUACUACAUUUAAAUUUUAUUUAAAAAUGAAUAAAAUACAAACAUAAUUUGAACACAUUUAUAAAUUAAUAAAUAAGGAUUUUUUAUUAUCAAUUUGUGGAACUUAAUUACUUAGUAUCUUAUUUGUAAUAAUUUACUAAUUUAAAAGGUAUUCCAUUUUAAAUUAUUUAAUAUAAUAAUAUUAAAUAAAAUACAUUUUAAAAUGAAUGAAUACAAAUAAAAAAUACAAAAUAGAUUUUACCAAUAAAUUAAAAAAAUGUAUUAGUAAUGUGUGAAUGUAUUCAUUAAAAAAGAAAAUUGUGUUCUAUUAUGAUGAUGAGAUGUUAUACUAUAUUGUUUGUAUUGUAUUAAUUAGAUGAGUAUUUUGUAAUGAUGAUGCCAUGAAUAAUUAUGAGGACGUCAUUCCACUGACGCGGUUUCAUGGAGAAAGCGUGACCGACCUCCUCUGGUAACCCCAACAAGCGUAGAGGGAUGAAGUGUAUCGUCAGCGUUGAACAAGUUCAACUCCAUCUGCCUCACGCACCAUCAUCAUCAUCACCUCAUCAACCUUACCGUGUAAAAAGCGUGUCGUCAUUCCGUGUAGAAAUUCAACAUUUAUAAACAUUUUAUAAACGCAGAGUCGACUGAGUUGAGGCAUAAAGUGCACUUCAUCAAUAGCGUCUUGACUGGUGUGUUUGCUGUUGUACAUUUCACACCACUUCACUUUCUUCAUCUCAAACCUUUUCGGAAUACUUUGUAGUGUGCCAGCUUUUACAUGAUAUUCACACACACACACACACACUUCAGUGUUUGCGCUUAAGAUGUCAGAUCAACAUUUUUUGUAAAUAAAUGUGAUUUUUAUGUGUUAUUGUGUUACGUGUAAUAAUAAUAAUAAUGUGUGCAAUGUGAGUCAAUAUUAACUGUUGGUAUUUAGUUAGUUGUUAAAUCUACUUUGACUUCUAGGCCUGUAUAAAUUGUGUAUUUUUGUGUAACAACGUGUGAUUUGUGACAAUAAAUUCUUAUUGAUCAUGUGUGUCCACUUCA